CCGCCAUGAGGCAGCUGCGGGCGGCGGCUGCCCGGGGCCUUCGGAGGGGCGGCGGGAGGUCGGUUCCAGCGGGGCAGAGCAGGAAGGGCGCGUCGCUCCAUCGAGGGGCCCCGGCUCCCGCGGCUGCUCCGCCGCCCGCCCGGCAUCUCUUCAGCGACCCGGCUGAGGUGGAGGCGUUGCGCAGGAACCUGCUGGCUUGGUACGAUGAAUGCAAGCGGGACCUUCCCUGGCGGAGGCUGGCUGCAACUGAGCCAGAUUCCAACAGGCGGGCGUACGCAGUGUGGGUGUCUGAGAUCAUGCUCCAGCAGACACAGGUGGCUACAGUGAUCGACUACUACAACCGCUGGAUGCAGAAGUGGCCGACGCUUCAGGCUCUGUCACAGGCAUCCCUGGAGGAGGUGAAUGAGCUGUGGGCAGGACUUGGCUACUACUCCCGAGGGAAGCGUCUGCAGGAGGCAGCAAGGAAGGUGGUGUCUGAGCUGGCAGGCCAGAUGCCCAGGACAGCUGAGGAUCUGCAGAAGCUGCUGCCGGGAGUGGGCCGAUACACAGCAGGAGCCAUCGCGUCCAUCUCGUAUGGCCAGGCUACUGGUGUGGUGGAUGGGAACGUGAUCCGGGUCCUGUGUCGCUUGCGGUGCAUCGGUGCUGACUCCAGCAGCCCAGCUGUCAUCGACUGGCUCUGGGACAUGGCCAAUACCCUGGUAGAUAGGAGCCGCCCUGGGGAUUUUAACCAAGCCCUGAUGGAGCUGGGAGCAACUGUGUGUGUGCCCAAGGCCCCACUGUGUGGGGAGUGCCCUGUGAAGCAGCACUGCCAAGCACGGCACAGGAUGGAGAAGGAGCUAACUGUUGCCUCUCAGAAGCUGUUUGGAAAACCUGCCCCAGUGCCUGAUGUUGAGGACUGUGGUGUUGGGGGCUGCCCUCUGUGCCCCCCAGCCACAGAGCCGUGGGACAGCAGCCUGGGGGUGACCAACUUCCCCCGGAAAGCAGCGAAGAAGCAGCCACGGGUGGCACGAACAGCCACGUGUGUGCUGGAGCGAAGGGGCUGCCAUGGGGCCCCAGAGUACCUCAUCGUGCAGAGACCCAGCUCAGGUCUCCUAGCUGGGCUCUGGGAGUUCCCCAGCCUCCCACUGGCCCAGGGUCUGCAGGAAGAGGAGCAGAGGGAGGUGCUGGCAGAUCACCUCCGAGCCUGGAUAGGGCAGCCUGUGGCAAUGGGAAGCCUACGGCUCAUUGGAGAGGUUGUCCACAUCUUCUCUCAUAUCCACCAAACGUAUGUGGUCUACUCCCUGCCCCUGGAUGCAGACAUCACCCUGGACCCUGCCUUGUCCCCGUCCCGUUGGGUGACAGAGAAGGAGUUCUAUGCCUCAGCUGUGUCCACAGCCAUGAAGAAGGUGCUGAAAGCGUGUGAGAAGCAGCGUGGGGAGGAGAGCAGCCUGGGCAAGGGCUCCAAGAGGAAGCGUGGUCCAAAGCCACAGGGAGCAGGCAGCACUGGGACACAGCUCUCCCUCCAUGCCUUCCUCCAGACACCCACCUCCCUGUGACAGCACCUGCAACAGCUGAGACCACCAGAGACCCAUGCUGCAGUGAGUCAUGCCUAGGGCAUGGGGAUGGUGUCCCCCAUACUGCUGCAUGCCUGCCCCAUGGCCCUGUCAUAUUCUCCUGCUCCUCCUUGCAGAGGCCAUGGCUCCCUUCUGGGAACUGCACCUUAUUGUGGCCACUCUGGUCCUGGAUGUCACCCAGAGCCUUUCCUUCUUGGCUGGGGCCCUCCUGGAAUUGUUUGGUCUGGUAUAGCCACUGCUCUGGUUUACAGCAGAGUAUUUCUCCAGGAGCAGGAGAACUGUGGCUGUCACUUCCAUAGUCUGUCCCCAGCUACCCACGUGCCCUGGUCCGUGCUUGCACCUGGGCCACCAGCCAGUGACUGUAGAUGCUUCCGUACCCUUCCUGACCCCCAACAGCCCUUUUUAUACACUUGUUUUUUACUGAACCUGAGUCAUGGGCUUUCUAAGAAUAAAUCUGAACUGUUUGGGUUUUUUAA
Calypte anna (Anna's hummingbird) is the source of this 2029-nucleotide messenger RNA. It is a transcript of the gene MUTYH, whose product is annotated as mutY DNA glycosylase. The transcript is spliced from 15 exons. Gene Ontology annotation, molecular function: purine-specific mismatch base pair DNA N-glycosylase activity; 4 iron, 4 sulfur cluster binding; 8-oxo-7,8-dihydroguanine DNA N-glycosylase activity. Gene Ontology annotation, cellular component: nucleus. Lineage: Eukaryota; Metazoa; Chordata; Aves; Apodiformes; Trochilidae. Gene Ontology annotation, biological process: mismatch repair; base-excision repair. The record is from RefSeq and is a predicted model, not a curated record. Bases 6 to 1535 code for a protein of 509 amino acids.